This is a messenger RNA of Vigna angularis (adzuki bean), 758 nucleotides long. RefSeq lists its product as uncharacterized. The transcript has 5 exons. Gene Ontology annotation, molecular function: RNA binding. Bases 55 to 453 code for a protein of 132 amino acids. Gene Ontology annotation, cellular component: nucleus. Lineage: Eukaryota; Viridiplantae; Streptophyta; Magnoliopsida; Fabales; Fabaceae. The record is from RefSeq and is a predicted model, not a curated record.
UUGAAGAAGGUUCUCAGUGAUAGUAACGGACUGCAAAAUCGGCGCGCGAGAGAGAUGGCAGUAGAGAUAACCGACGGUGCUCCAAAGAACAAGAACGCCAAUGCUAACGGCGUCAAAGACAAAGGCAAGAAGAUAAUCCGAAUUCAGGUUUCCAAAACUAAGAAACCUUUCUUCUUCUACCUCAAUCUUGCCAAGAAGUACAUAAAGCAGGACAAUGAUGUUGAGCUCUGUGCACUGGGCAUGGCUAUUCCAACUGUUGUGAUCAUCUCUGAGAUUUUGAAAAGUAACGGGUGGGCAAUUGAGAAAAAUAUCAUGACAUCAACGGUUAUUUCCAAGGGAGAGAAAGAAGGUCGGGGGAUUCCGAAGGCUAAGCUUGGGAUUUUGCUGGGAAAGGCUACAGAUAUGGAACAUAACACUGUUGAGAAUCAAAGCACUGUUGAUACUAAGGCAUAACGGUUAGAGUAGUUUGACCAAAGCCCAUCACCAUUUGACUCUUGUAAAACGUGUUCCUUGUAUAGAUCAUCAUAUGGUUUGCCCUUUGUUUUCUCCAGCAUUAAUUUCUUUUAAUGGCUAAUGACUACUUGAGUCCAUAAUAAAAUAAUUAACUGCCUAAGGUCAUAUGCAGUACGACAAUUUUUUUUCAUUAUUUAAAUUGUGAUGACGAUAGUCUGAUUUAUUUUUGACAAAUAAUUAUGAUUUAGGUAUGCUUAUUAGAUAUUGUAAAAUUAAAACUAAAUGUAUAUAUUCAUUAUUUAAAG